This is a messenger RNA of Planococcus citri (citrus mealybug), 1405 nucleotides long. Its product is annotated as fatty acyl-CoA reductase wat-like. The transcript is spliced from 7 exons. Gene Ontology annotation, molecular function: alcohol-forming very long-chain fatty acyl-CoA reductase (NADP+) activity. Lineage: Eukaryota; Metazoa; Arthropoda; Insecta; Hemiptera; Pseudococcidae. Gene Ontology annotation, cellular component: peroxisome. The record is from RefSeq and is a predicted model, not a curated record. Gene Ontology annotation, biological process: long-chain fatty-acyl-CoA metabolic process. The coding region runs from base 1 to 1110 and encodes 369 amino acids.
AUGGCGAAAAGCAUGAAAAAUUUAAAGGCUUUCGUGUACGUUUCAACAGCAUAUUCGCCAUGUUCGGAAACAAAAUUCAUCCAGGAAGAAUUCUACGACCCUCCGGUCAAACCUCGUAAAUUAUUAUCACUAAUUGAUCAGCUGGAUGACAAGAUACUGAAAGAAAUCACUCCCAGAUUGAUGAAAUCAAAUCCGGAUAUGUGCAUGUUUACAAAAUCGAUAGCCGAAGAUUUGUGUCGUGAGAAAGCUUCCGAAUUACCCCUUUGUAUUUUUAGACCAGCAUCAGUUUUACCCAGUUAUAAAGAACCUGCUCCAGGAUGGACUAAUAAUUCUUACGGGGUGGCUGGAGUUCUUAAAGGUCACGGUCUCGGUAUUACAAAAGUUAUAUGUGCUAAUGAAUCGAGUAAAGCUUGCAUUGUACCAGGAGAUUAUUGCACGAAUGCUUUAAUUCUAUCUGCGUACUAUACGAGUAAAUCAUGGGAGAGCGAAUCAUUCGACGAAUCUGAAUUCGAAGUACCCAUAAUUAACUACAGCAAUUGUACCACCAAAUUCAGAGUCACGUGGGGAAGUUUAAUGAACGAACAUAAAAAAUCAGUGGAAAAAUAUCCAUUUAACGAUAUGGUGUCUUUGCCACAUCUCAGAUUGAUCAAUAAUUACGUGAUAUAUCGUUUCCUAGCAUUUAUACAUUUGAUUAUUCCCGAUUUACUGGACACGGGUUUAAUACUCAUUCGUCAAAAUACCAGAUUCAAAAAAUACUACCAUAAAUUACAACGUUAUUUAACCGCGAUGAUACCUUUUUUCACCCAAGAAUGGACCGUUACCAAUAACAAUAUCAAUGAAAUAUGGUCCACGUUGUCCAAAAAAGACAAAAAAUUAUUUUACUGCAAUUUAGAUGAUCUAAACACCGAGCAAUAUUUUGAAGUAAUUACUCGAGGAGUACGUCUGUAUUUAGCCCGCGAUAAAGAAGAUACUAUACGGAAAGCCCAACAAAAACGAAAUACAAUACUCUUUUCGUAUUACGUUGGCUACGCAUUACUUGCAUUGACCCUCCUGUGUUUGGCAGUGAAGCUUUACAUCUAUUAUCCAUAUUUUUCAUAUUAUUUUGGUUGAUUUUACGAAGACAUUUUGCCUACCUGUGGUUUAGCUUGCAUUUUGGUUGUAUUUCUCCAUAAAAAAAUAAAUAUUCGUGACUUAAAUUCUAUUAGAUCGGGGUGUCUUUAACUGAGGAAUUAUUAUUCAAUAAAAUACCCUCGCAAUCACAGACCUUCUUUUUACAGCAUUCUUGUUACCGUUCGGGAAUUUCGAAUUUUCACCGAAAAAUUCGCACUAGUAAUCCAAUCCACUAACUAUGAAUAAGUAUAAUGUUAAAUUCACUCACCCUUGAAUGGUUCAACAUCCAGGAAAA